Messenger RNA from Lotus japonicus, 3272 nucleotides. RefSeq names its product probable receptor-like protein kinase At5g24010. Gene Ontology annotation, biological process: protein autophosphorylation. Gene Ontology annotation, molecular function: ATP binding; transmembrane receptor protein tyrosine kinase activity. NCBI's taxonomy places the organism in Eukaryota, Viridiplantae, Streptophyta, Magnoliopsida, Fabales, Fabaceae. The record is from RefSeq and is a predicted model, not a curated record. The transcript has a single exon. Gene Ontology annotation, cellular component: plasmodesma; plasma membrane. Bases 239 to 2773 code for a protein of 844 amino acids.
AAACAUCCAAAAAUGAUGAGUUUCAAGACAAAUUUACCAACUAAAAGCAAAAUGAAAAAGGAGGUGCAAAUCCUUUGACUUCAGUAACGAAAUCCAUUUAUGUUUGUACUACAAUAUUAUAUUUUCCUUUCCAAAUCUCCACUCUGAGUCAAGUCACUGUCUCUCUGUCUAUGUUGUCUUGUUUGCUGUUUCACCUUUGUAAUUCUUCACACUUCUGCACCUUCUUCCUUCUCAUGACAUGGAUUUUCCUCACCCUGAUACUCACACUCUUCAAGAAUCCAAAAGCUCUUCUCACAUGGAGUCUCAAAAGCUUACACCAUUGAUUUUAAUGCUUCUCCUUUUCAUGCCUUUCUCUGCUUCAUUCACUCCCUCUGACAACUUCCUUCUUAACUGUGGAUCACACACCAAUGCUUCCUUCUUCAACAGAGUCUUCAUCAGUGAUUCCACCAACCCAGGUUCCAGUUUUCUCUCUGCAGAUGAUUCCAUAUCUCUCACUAACCAAAACUCACCUCCAAAUUUGCCAGUUUUGUACCACACAGCCAGAGUGUUCACAAGCACUGAGAAAUACAGAUUCAGCAUGAAGAGAAACGGUACUCACUUGGUGCGUUUCCACUUUUUCCCUUUUAAAGCUUCAAGUUUUGAUCUGAAAUCUGCUAAAUUUAGUGUCUUGGUUAAUGGGGUUUCUGUUCUGAGUGAAUUCCGGCCACCAAAUGAUGUGUUGCUUAAAGAGUUUAUUUUGAAGAUAGAAUCAAACCUGCUUGAAAUUUUGUUUAGACCUGUUGGUAAUUCAGGUUUUGGUUUUGUCAAUGCUUUGGAGGUGUUUACUGCUCCUGUAGAUUUCAUCAUAGAUUAUGGAACAAGGUUUAUUGGUCCUUCUGGAGUGGAGGAGUAUAGAAACCUUUCAUCUCAGGUUUUAGAAACUGUUCAUAGGAUUAAUGUUGGAGGCUUGAAAAUAACUCCUUUUAAUGAUACCCUUUGGAGGACUUGGAUUCCUGAUGAGGAUUAUCUGGUUGUUAAGGAUGCAGCUAAGGCUGCAGUAAGCACUCACAUACCGAAUUUUCAGAAGGGAGGCGCGACUCGAGAGAUCGCGCCUGAAUAUGUUUACAUGACUGCUCAGCAGAUGAACAAGGAGAACACAAUCUUAGCUUCAAGAUUCAACUUAACAUGGAACUUUCCUGUGACUCCUGGCGGUGUUCCAUAUUUGAUAAGGUUGCAUUUCUGUGAUAUUGUUAGUCCUUCUCUGAACUUGCUCUACUUUGAUGUGUAUAUCAAUAGGUACAGUGCAUAUAAGGAUCUUGAUUUGUCAACCCUUACGAUUCAUGAGCUUGCAUCACCGGUCUAUGUGGAUUUCGUUACAAAUUCAGAUGAUUCGGGUGUUAUUGAAGUAAGUGUUGGUCCUUCUGACCUGAGCAGUACUAUAAGGAUGAAUGCCAUAUUGAAUGGUGCAGAGGUAAUGAAGAUGGUCAAUGAUGUGGAUAGUACUAAAGUUGUGCACAAAAGGAAAAAGUUGAGGGUGGUGUUGGGUUCAAUUAUUGGAGGAAUUUUGGUCUUAUUUUUUGUUGUAUCUGCUUUAUUACUUGCUUACAAAUGCAAGAAGAAGAAACCGAAACAAAGGUCAGUGGAAAGUGUUGGAUGGACACCUCUGCGAAUGUUUGGAGGGAGUUCACUUAGUAGAACAUCUGAACAUGGUUCUCAUGGACAUUUUGGCUUGAAGUUCUCUUUUGCAGAAAUACAAUCAGCAACAAACAAUUUUGAUAAGAGUUUGAUUAUAGGGUCGGGUGGGUUCGGUAUGGUCUACAAGGGAGUGCUCAAAGACAAUGUAAAGGUUGCUGUCAAGAGAGGCAUGCCUGGUUCCAGACAAGGCCUUCCAGAAUUCCACUCGGAAAUAACAAUUUUAUCCAAAAUUCGCCAUCGCCACCUUGUUUCACUAGUCGGUUUUUGUGAAGAAAAUUCAGAAAUGAUACUUGUCUAUGAGUAUGUUGAAAAAGGUCCACUGAAAAAGCAUCUAUAUGGCUCAGCAAAACUGCCACCUCUUUCUUGGAAGCAGCGUCUAGAGAUAUGCAUUGGUGCCGCUAGAGGUCUCCACUAUCUUCACACUGGUUUUGCUCAGGGAAUCAUCCACCGCGACAUUAAAUCAACCAACAUAUUGCUCGAUGAAGAUUACGUUGCCAAGGUUGCUGACUUCGGUCUUUCAAGAUCUGGGCCGUGCAUUAAUGAAACACAUGUGAGUACCGGUGUGAAAGGCAGUUUCGGUUAUCUUGAUCCCGAGUAUUACCGGAGGCAGCAGCUUACGGAUAAAUCGGAUGUUUAUUCGUUUGGGGUUGUGCUUUUUGAGGUACUAUGUGGCAGACCUGCUGUUGAUCCGCAACUCACCAGGGAACAGGUGAAUUUAGCAGAAUGGGCGCUUGAAUGGCUGAAGAAGGGCAUGCUGGAGCAUAUUGUCGAUCCGCUUCUUGUUGGACAGGUCAAGCUAAGCUCGUUAAAGAAAUUUGGCGAGACAGCAGAGAAAUGUUUGGCUGAAUAUAGUGUUGACCGGCCAACUAUGGGUGAUGUCUUGUGGAAUUUGGAACAUGCACUUCAGCUCCAAGAGAGUGGACAACGAAGGGAGCGACAUGCUCAUAGCAGCGACAAUGAAGCAGUGGAUGAGACAACUACAAGUUUUUCUGAGAAUCCUUCUACCAACAGCAGAACAGGAAGAGAUUAUGAUAAUGGUUGUCCAGACAUAAGUAGUAGUGAAGUGUUUUCCCAGCUAAUGACCAAUGAUGGCAGAUAGAGAUAGGUGAAUGCUGCAAAUGUAAGUAUGUGUUUGGAUAUCGGUUGAGUGAACAAUGGCGCUAACGAGUAUCCAAACAUAGCCUAAGCAGUUCUUGUAGAAGUAUUGAAAAAGAAAAAAUCACAUGGCUAAAGAGGUAUUACAGCAUUACCUAGGCUUCAAAUUUUUUGUUGAUAAGUUAUUUUGUCUUUUAAAGAAAUUGCAUCAAAACCAUGAAUAUUUACUCAUGGAAGACUGCUAUAGGCUCCUUAUAUUGCACUGGUUCAUUGAUAGUUUCUUACAAAUGUUUGAAUAUCCUGUUUCUUGGCAUUGGAGGGAUGCUUUAAAUCUAUUGUUGUAUACUUUAUUCUUUUAUGUUGUGCAAUACUCUUCAUUCGUUCUAGAGCUGAAUCAGUCAAAGUUGUGAUCAGCUGUAGGUUUGUUUAAGGUCUGAUUGUAUAAUAUAAUUGAUAUUUUGAAAGUUCUAAUUUCAAUUACAAUACUUUGUGUUGCUGAAGAA